Molecule: messenger RNA, 1698 nt
Organism: Clunio marinus
Lineage: Eukaryota; Metazoa; Arthropoda; Insecta; Diptera; Chironomidae
Source: the annotation of a GenBank genome assembly
AUGGGAUCAGCAGGGUUAAUUGGAUUGAUGCUGAUGUUGGUGGCAUCGGCUUCGGUUGCUUUAGCGCAAGUCUCAAACUCGUCAGUUCCACCACCAGUCGAAGAUGACACGAUUUGUAAUGAUGAUGGGUUGCUUCUGAAGGUUUGGCAGCCGCAAUAUGGAAUUACGAUAGGCGAUCGCUUUGCACGAGGUGCUGCUUACUUUUUUGCGCUUUGUUAUCUCUUCAUCGGUGUAUCGAUUGUGUCAGAUCGAUUUAUGGCAGCCAUUGAAGUCAUCACAUCGAAAGAAAAGGAAGUUAAAGUGAAGAAGCCAAACGGUGAAGUUCAAAUUGUCAUUGUGCGCGUUUGGAAUGAAACUGUUGCCAAUUUAACAUUGAUGGCACUUGGUUCAAGUGCACCAGAAAUUCUCUUGUCGGUGAUUGAAAUGUUUGCGAAGAAGUUCAAAGCUGGUGAGCUUGGACCGGGUACAAUUGUUGGUUCAGCGGCCUACAACUUGUUCGUCAUCAUCGCCAUUUGUGUUCUCGUGAUUCCAAAGGGUGAAGUGAGAAAAAUUAAGCAUCUGCGAGUCUUCUUCGUGACAGCUACAUGGUCAGUUUUCGCCUACGUUUGGCUUUAUUUAAUUCUCGAUGUCAUUUCACCAAACGUUGUCAAUAUUUGGGAAGGUGUCGUCACUUUCUUAUUCUUCCCUGCAACUGUUGGAACUGCUUACAUCGCUGAUCGACGUCUUCUCAUCUACAAAUAUAUUAAUAAACGCUAUCGCAUGAAUAAACGCGGUGUCAUGGUUCAAACUGAACAAUCCGAGCAAACACUCGAAAUGAACAAUCAUCAUGAUGAUAAUUUUAAAGCAUUGGAAGAUGGAAUCAUUACUGAAGAUGUUCGAGAUUUUGAAGAUGCUCGUCGUGAUUACAUUACAACCCUUAAGGAAUUGCGCAAAAAGUAUCCUCAACAUGAUUUAGAGCAACUUGAGAUUAUGGCACAUGAACAGAUAAUGAACAAAGGUCCGAAGUCUCGUGCUUUUUAUCGGAUUCAAGCGACAAGAAAAAUGAUGGGCAGUGGCAACAUUAUGCGAAAGAUAUCAGAACGCGCCCAAAGUGACUUGAGUGAAGUCAAAGCAGAACUUCAACGUGUUGAUAUCAUCGAAACGACCGAUGAUGGUAAUGCAUGCAAAGUUUAUUUCGAACCAGGUCAUUACACAGUCAUGGAAAGUUGUGGGGAUUUCGAGUUGCGUGUUGUUCGACGUGGUGAUUUGUCAUCGUUGGUGACAGUUGAUUUUGAAACAGAAGAUGGUUCUGCUGAAGCGGGAAGUGAUUACAUUGGCAAAAAGGGCACGCUUUCUUUCCCACCUGGCGUCGAUGAACAACGUUUCCGUUUAGAAGUCAUUGAUGACGAUGUCUUUGAACAAGAUGAACAUUUCUAUGUUCGAUUAAGCAACAUAAGUGACAAUGCAACACUUUGCACACCUAAAGUCGCUACUGUCAUGAUUCUUGAUGAUGACCACGGUGGCAUCUUUGCAUUUGCUUCCAAAGAUCAUGAACUUGUUGAAUCGAUUGGUGCAUACGAGUUGAAAGUUCAACGUUAUUCGGGCGCGCGCGGUAAAGUUGUUGUACCGUAUUGGACCGAGGAUGGUACGGCCAAGUCUGGAAAGGAUUAUGAUUCAAUGCGAGGAGAAUUGAUAUUUGAAAAUAAUGAAAUCGAGUGA